UCAGAUUUCAAGCCGAAAACUUCAAAAAAAUCAUGUGAAUAAAAACCAACACAGAAGACUAAUUUAAGUGCCAUUAAAACAAAUAAAAAUCAAUCCACACACAAAUAUAAAUCCACAUAAAAAUGGCGCUUAAACUAAAAAAAGAAAUAAAAAAAUCCUCCUACUACGUGUGGUUCCUCGGCGCGAAAGAAUCCAAAGGCCUCCGCGGCCUGGAAUACAUCCUCCCCGUAAUCGACAACCUAGAAGAACGCGAGAAAGACAUCGAGCCCUUCAAAGUCACCCUACAAGUCUCCACAAAAGGCUUAAAAAUCGUACAGAACAUAGUUUCAGCACAAAACAACAAAAAACCCAAAAACGAAACCAUCAAACACUUCAUCCCACACAACACCAUCACCUGCGUGCAUCAACGCGAAGACGUCAUCGCGUGUAUUCUACUCCUCUUUAACCCGGUGACAAAAUGUCCGUUGCACGUGCAUGCUUACCGAUGCGACAGUUUAGAAACAGCCACUAUGUUGAAAGCACAGCUUGUUAUGUUAAUCGAACGUCCGGAGAAUCAGAAAAAAUUCGCGGAGAUUGAAAGCAGGUUGAUGCCUAGCACUGGCAUGGGUAUAGAUGAUGGUAAAAGGGAGAAAGGAAAUAAGAAGGAUCGGCUGGAUAGUAGUAUUGGGAGUAGUGAUACGGGAACAAGUACAAAGAGCGAAUCUAGUGAAGAAAGGUUUUCAUCAGAUGUAAGAGUGGCAACACUGUAUGAUUCGGUAGCGGCUGAAUUGCGCGCUAAAUUGAAUAAGAAAGCAGUGCCGAUUUUAUUACCGCCCAGGGAUUAUGAUACGGUGCACAGGCAAAAAGGGAAUUUGACAGGGAUUGAGUUAAGGAGGUGUUUGAAUGUGAAUAUUGUUGGGCAGAAUGGGAAAGCAAAGAGGAUGGCGUCCAGUGGGGGGUCGUCAGGGAUCGGGUCGGAUCAUGCGCCUAGUCCCGAGAGUCCUGAUGUGCAGGAGAGGUAUCAUGAUGGGCAUAGUACAAGUGACGAAGAUUGGAAUGCUGACCAAGACACAGGCCUAUACCUCAUCGAUCAACCAACGUAUCCAUCACCAGUACCCAAAUACGAUUAUCGUGCCGAACAGAGAAAACCACGUCAGUUCGACCAGAAAGUCACUCGACAGCAUCUCGAGGAACACAUCCGGAAGAAACUCGAACAGAGGAAUAAAUACCACGGGCAGGAAUCGUUCAAUUACAAAGAGGAUUCGUCUUCGUUGAAUCGCAAUCAGUACAGGAAUGAGCGUAAUAUAUCCAAGAGUCCUGAAUACAAGGACUACAAACAGGAUUAUGGUAAUUACGAUCGCAAUGGACGAGAAUAUAAUAGAGAUAAUAGAGAUAGAGAUUAUCUUGAUAGAUAUUAUGAUGUAGAGGAUACUUUGAAGAGUCAACAAGGACGUUCCGGUAAUUUCAAUAUAAAGGAUAAUUCACGUGAAGGGAGGAAUUCACGUGAAAUAGUUGAUCGGUAUCAUAAUGAUAGACAUAUUGAACGCUAUCCGGAAAGAUCUGAUAAACAUAAGGAUCUUAAGGAGAGGCAGGAGAGACAGGAUAGGCGUAGAGAAACGAGCCCGGAUGAGGAGGAGACUUUCCAGGAUAAUUUUAGUGUGCUGCAGUUUUCUCCAAGGGAGAGGUUUAAUGAUGCCAAGGAGAAGUUUUUGUUACUUGAGAAGAAGACUAGUGGGAACUCUCAGGACUUUUUUACUAGGGAGAUGCCUAUUUCUCCUAAUAUUUCUAAGGAUAAAAGGAACUCAAGAUAUUAUGACGAUGAACCUAUACCAGCACCCAGAAACUUCAAAUCCUCCCAAGACGAGCGUAACCCAGAACGCAGAACCAAUAACUCCCGGGAAGCCCCAAGUCCCCUCGAACGAUACAGAUCUAGCCAACAAAAAGUGGACAAAUACGACGUUAAAAGAAGAUCAAUGUUUAAUUUAUCUACAUCAACCUCACCUAAUGACAGGGAUAACAAUUAUUAUCCAGAAAGAUACUCCGACGACAGAAACAAUCGCGACAAUCGAGACAAUCGAGACAACCGAGACACAAGAACAUUGAAUAAAGAUUACAAACGAAGAUCCUACAUGGAUCAAAGUUAUCGACCUGAAGACGAUGGCUUUGAUGAUCCACCAGUACAUGCCCCAAGAAUGAAAAACAACAAAGAACGCGAGACUCGUGAAAAAUAUCAAAAUUGGGAUAAUAAUCCACGAGACACAUCCGAUCGUCCUGAUUUCCGUGAUGGUCGUGAAGGAGUCCGUGACAUGCGAGAAAUACGUGAAUCCCGAGACGUUCUCAUGCGUGAGAAAAAAUUCACGCCGAAUCAACGCUAUAGGAAUAGUUAUGCAGAGCCUAGUAUCCAUCAGGAUAACCGCAAGUAUCCUGCGAAUAAUGGUAGGACACGUUUUGAUAUCCUCCACAGGACGAAUUCCACUGUGUCGAAUAAUGGUAGGGUUGGCAUUGCCAGUGUGCAUCCCUAUUGAAUUGUUUUUAUUAGAAUAAUAUGAUUUUACUACGCUUAGAAAUUAAUACACAGAAAUUUAUCGGUUGCUGGAUGUUUUAAAUGUUUAAAUUAAUCGGGAUCUGUACAUAAUACUUGUAAACGAAGGUUUUGAAUCUUUCAAGGUGCUAACAGUUAAUAGUUAUUUAUAUUAAUAUUAAUAUUAAUAUUAUAUACAAUGUGUUUGCUCAUUUAUUAAUGAAUAAUUGUAUUUUUUUAAUUUUUAUUUUAUGAGUUUUGAGUAUUUGAGGAUAAUUUAAUUAGAUGAUGGAGAUGUUGUUAUGAUGGAGGUAAUUAACACAAAUUUGAACUAAUAUAUUAUUGCCAUUUAUUUUAUUUAUAUUUUUAAUAUAUUGAUUUUUAAUGGAAUAAUAUGCGUAUGAGGAUGAUUAUAAUAUAUAAAGUCAUAAUUCUAUGAAUAUAAACAAAUCAAAUUACUAUUUUAUUAAUUGUAACUCUUUUUAUAAUAUUAUUACAAAAUGUACAUAAAUAUUUCAAUAAAAUAUAUUAAAAUCC
This is a messenger RNA of Dalotia coriaria, 3037 nucleotides long. RefSeq lists its product as uncharacterized. NCBI's taxonomy places the organism in Eukaryota, Metazoa, Arthropoda, Insecta, Coleoptera, Staphylinidae. The transcript is spliced from 4 exons. The record is from RefSeq and is a predicted model, not a curated record. The coding region runs from base 123 to 2504 and encodes 793 amino acids.